Mesorhabditis spiculigera is the source of this 471-nucleotide messenger RNA. NCBI's taxonomy places the organism in Eukaryota, Metazoa, Nematoda, Chromadorea, Rhabditida, Rhabditidae. The record is from the annotation of a GenBank genome assembly.
AUGCUGGAGCUAUGUGAUCUCAUCUUCGUGCUCGGACUGCUGGCGACGGUUUUUAUCUGCAACCGCACACCAAAGAGGAUGACGCUCGACAAUCUGGAGGUGCCCUCCGUCAAGCGGCUGUCUCUGACAAAUCUUGAGGAAAUCGAUAUCCCGCCUGAUCGUGACCAGCUGGAGAGAUUGCUUCGAUAUGAAAAUCAAACCUGGUUGCCCCAGAUCACGAUCGAGGAGACGUUGACCGAGGGGAAUUGUGGGGACGCACUCGAACGCUUCAACGGAGGCCCGGUGCGACACGUCGACUUCCACGGAACCCUACCGCCGAAGACUGAUAUCCCAAAGAAGGUGACGUUCGGCAACAAGUGCAAGGUGUACAUCGUCUACGAGCACGAUCCGUGUCGCGCCGGCGGGAAAUUAAAUGUGGGUGUGAGCGACAAGAGCGAGCACGACUACCCCGCCGCCAGCUCAUACAGUUGC